AUGGCCGCCACCGGUGUGCCAGCUCCUCCUAGGAAGCGCAGAAUUGGUGUUAUGACCAGCGGAGGCGACUCCCCUGGCAUGAACGGUGCUGUGCGAGCUGUUGUUCGAAUGUCUAUUCACAUGGGCUGCGAGUCCUAUGCGAUCUAUGAAGGCUACGAAGGGUUGGUCCAAGGUGGAGAUCUAAUCAAAGAGAUGCACUGGGAAGAUGUGAGAGGAUACUUGUCUCGAGGGGGAACGCUCAUUGGCACUGCAAGGUGCAUGCCGUUUAUGGAGAGAUGGGGUCGUUUGAAAGCUGCCAAGAAUAUGGUCGAGCGAGGCAUUGAUGCCCUGGUCAUCUGCGGUGGUGACGGUAGCUUAACUGGCGCUGACAAAUUCAGAGCAGAAUGGCCGAGUCUUCUCAAAGAGCUGGUGGAAACUGGGGAGCUGACCCAGGGAGAAGUUGAUCCCUACCAGCACCUGAAUAUUGUUGGUCUAGUUGGCUCCAUUGACAACGACAUGUCUGGCACCGAUGCCACCAUUGGAUGUUACUCCUCACUCGAGCGGAUCUGCUCAGCGGUCGACGACGUUUUCGACACCGCCGCUUCCCAUCAACGCGGGUUUGUUAUCGAAGUCAUGGGCCGCCAUUGUGGCUGGCUGGCACUUAUGGCUUCUAUAGCCACAGGGGCCGACUACGUGUUCAUUCCAGAGAAACCUCCCCGUGUCGGUUGGGAAGAUCAGAUGUGUGAUAUCAUCGCUACUCACAGACGGAGAGGCAAGAGAAGGUCAAUUGUGAUCAUUGCAGAGGGUGCGCACGACCGGGAAUUAAACAGGAUCACCGCGAAUCAAGUCAAAGAUCUUCUAACCCAAAAGCUCAAGCUAGACACACGCGUCACCGUUCUUGGACACACACAACGAGGUGGCCAUGCAUGUUUCUAUGACCGUUGGCUGUCGACACUACAAGGCGUGGAAGCGGUGAAAGCUGUUCUAGAUGCUACACCAGACACACCCAGUCCGGUCAUAACUAUCCGAGAGAACAAGAUUGAGCGGUCCAAUCUGAUGGAAACAGUGGCCUUGACCAAGUCGGUCAGUACUGCUAUCGCGGCUAAAGACUUUGACAAGGCCAUGCAACUUCGAGACGUCGAAUUCAAGGAGUAUUACAACAGUUAUAUUAUCACUACUUCCACUGACCACCCUGCCCUACGCCUCCCUAAAGAGAAGAGGCUGAGAAUCGCAAUCAUCCACGUCGGAGCUCCGGCCGGGGGUAUGAACCCAGCAACCCGCGCUGCUGUUGCAUACUGUUUGACCCGAGGCCAUACUCCGAUCGCGAUACACAAUGGCUUCCCAGGUCUACAACGCCACCAUGACGACAAGCCGCUUGGGUCCGUCCGUGAGUGCAAGUGGCUCGAUGUGGACCCUUGGGUUAACGAGGGUGGCUCUGAGAUUGGCACCAACCGUGGUCUACCAAGCGCGGAUAUGAAGAAAACCGCAGAAUGUUUCGAGCUGUACAAAUUUGACGCACUGUUUCUCAUUGGCGGGUUUGAAGCUUUUACGGCAGCAAGUGAGUUGAGAAAGGCACGAGACCAAUAUGACGUCUUCAAGAUCCCUCUGGUUGUGCUGCCGGCGACCGUGUCAAACAACGUCCCAGGUACUGAAUAUUCCAUCGGCAGCGACACAUGCUUGAAUACACUGAUCCAAUUCUGCGACGCCAUUCGGCAAUCUGCUUCGUCUUCGAGACGGCGGGUAUUCGUCAUAGAGACUCAAGGCGGCCGAUCGGGCUAUCUGGCCACGAUGGCAGGCCUCUCGGUUGGUGCACUUGCGGUAUACAUCCCCGAAGAGGGGAUCAAUAUUCACAUGAUUGCCAGGGACAUCGAGUUCCUGCGCGAGAACUUCAAGAAUGAUCAAGGGGCAUCGAGAGCAGGUAAAAUCAUUCUUCGAAAUGAGAGGGCUAGCACCACAUACACGACACAAGUCAUUGCCGAUAUGAUCAAAGAGGAAGCUCGAGGUCGGUUCGAAUCUCGAGCAGCCGUACCUGGCCAUUAUCAGCAGGGUGGCAAGCCUUCGCCUAUGGAUCGAAUCCGUGCCCUCCGAAUGGCUAUCAAGUGUAUGCAGCAUAUCGAAGACCGAUUCACCGGCAAGUCAAGGGACUGGAUCGCAAAUGAUCCGUUGUCGGCAGCAGUUAUUGGUAUUCAAGGAUCUGAAGUUGUCUUCACCCCGAUGGGGGGCGCAACAGGACUCGAGGCCACAGGAACCGAUUGGGUGGAUAGAAGACCUCGGGAUGAAUUCUGGCUAUCUAUGAAGGAGACGGUGGAUAUCCUCAGUGGGCGACCUAAGCUAUCGGACUGCUGUGAGGAGUGUGGGAAGCCGUUGUCUGGUGAGACUCUGAAACGUACUUUGUCGAAGCAGGUCUAA
Fonsecaea erecta is the source of this 2388-nucleotide messenger RNA. Its product is annotated as 6-phosphofructokinase. The coding region runs from base 1 to 2388 and encodes 795 amino acids. NCBI's taxonomy places the organism in Eukaryota, Fungi, Ascomycota, Eurotiomycetes, Chaetothyriales, Herpotrichiellaceae. Gene Ontology annotation, biological process: fructose 6-phosphate metabolic process; canonical glycolysis; fructose 1,6-bisphosphate metabolic process. Gene Ontology annotation, cellular component: cytoplasm; 6-phosphofructokinase complex; mitochondrion. Gene Ontology annotation, molecular function: ATP binding; 6-phosphofructokinase activity; identical protein binding. The transcript has a single exon. The record is from RefSeq and is a predicted model, not a curated record.